AGUUUAUGGCCCCAUGUUAGGGAGGGAACAUCAAAGUACAACAUAUGAGGACUUGGGGUAAAACUGUAUGAUGAGAAUUUUCAUACAAUUUUUAUGAUUAUAAUUACCAAUGAACCAGGAGCUGGCAAACUUUUGCCCGAAGUACAAAACAAAUAAUAUUGGACAAUACAUUAUGUUAGAAUGACCUGAACACAGAUAGUGCACACAGAUUAAGCUAAACUGCCACUGAGAUAACUAAGAUGAAUAGUAUGUUAAGAAUGAAUUCAAAGAGGACCUUAAUAUUAGGAUUAAUAUUAAUUGUGCUUUGUGGAUUGUUCUUUACAAGGAGCACUGAACGGUUCUUUGUAUAUUACCAAAAACCAUGUGGAGACACUACAUAUAGAAACAGCGCAAGUGAUAAAGGUAUCAAGUAUGAGAGACAACCUAAACUGAUACUGGAUGAAACAUUUAAGCAUCAUUUCAUAAUAGAUGGCGCUAUAUUCUCCGAUAAAGGCAUGGCGUUAAGUGUGCCCAAAAACAUCUCGACAUCACUUGUUUACUCAUUUUCCCCCAGUGUUGAACAGACGGCAAAAAAGAUGUAUAUAUUAAAUGGCCGGGAUAAUAAAUUUUAUGCCAAUAGUCCAGCAAUCUUAUGGUUCAAAGGACGACUUUUUACGACGCUUAGGAUAUGGCUGCAAAAUGAGGCGUUUGACCUCGCGAAAAAAUGGCCGGCAAAUGUGUUUCAGGAUAACGCUAUUUUUACACAACAAUUUGAUAAAUUCAUGCGGCCAUUGACCAAUGGAUCUCUUGUUGGCAUGAUAACCCCAAAAUGGAAAAUAGGUGAUGGCCCAAUCGAGCCAAGGUUGUUUACAUUUAGGAACCGUUUACUAAUGACAUUCAACACUGGCUAUGUGUCAUCACUAAACAAAAUGCGGGAUUUCUCAUUCAUCUGGGAUAUGGAAUCUAAUGUGUUAAUACGUCCUCGAAUCAAGGGCCCAAAACCACAAUCUCAAACGAGAGACAAACACUGGAUACCAUUCAUAAAGAACAAUAAACUAUACUUCGUACAUGGUUUUGAUCCGCUCCGUAUUCUGAAAUGCCAAUUAGGUGCCGAUGCUUGCGAUUGUCAUUUUGUAAUGCUUCGUGGGAACCUCUCAGCGAUUUUCAGCAACGUUAAAACUCCUUUAAGGGGUGGGACCCCAAUGGAGAAGUACAAAGGCUCGUAUUACAUAUCUAUUAUGCAUGCAACUCUGUUUAAAAAAGCGACAGGCUUGAGGUUCUAUACAUUUAAUCUUGUCGUAUUCUGCACAACACCAAAGCCAAGAAUAGUAUAUGUCAGUGGGCCUAUAGAAGUCAACCCCGAUCUAUUAAAAAGGUAUCCCAUAGUUCGACACUGGUACAUCGAAGAGCCGUUUGUAUUUCCAGUUGGAUUACUCCUCGAGGGAAAGGACAGUGUUAUCAUUGGGGGUCAUAUAAACGACCACAGUAGUGUACUUUUGAGACUGACUGGGCUACAAGCCAUUAUGAAGACUGUCAUAUCAAUAGAUCAAGAAAACUUUAAACCGAAACGAGGACCUCCUGAUUUUACUGUGCAAGCGUACGUCAAAGAUGCUGCUACUAAGUAUUCAGGCAUUCAGUUCCAUUGACACAGAUGGCCUGUCAUUUUCAGGCAUUCACUUCCAUUGACACAUAUGGCUUUUCAUUUUCAGGCAUUUAGUUCCAUUCAGUUCCAUUGACACAGAUGGCUUUUCAUUUUCAGGCAUAGUUCCAUUGACACAGAUGGCCUGUCAUUUUCAGGCAUUCAGUUAAUCCCAUUGACACAAUACGAGUAUAUAUCGCCUGCCAUUUCAGUUCCAUUGAUACAUACUAAAAUAUAUGUAUGGCCUGUCAUUUUCAGGCAUUCAGUUCCAUUGACACAGAUGGCCUGUCAUUUUCAGGCAUUUGAUUCCAUUGACACUAUGGCCUGUCAUUUUCAGGCAUUCAGUUCUUCUGACUAUGGCCUGUGAUAUAAAGACUGGAUUUUUUAUAGCUUUACAGGGGCUUUCAUAAAAAAGGCAGACAAGUGGACAAUGGCAAUAGUUCACCUUGAGAGAACUAUUAAAAAUAUUUUAUCUAAAUUCUAUUUUAGGAUUCUGAAUUGCACUAUGUAAAAACAAGGAAUUAUUGAAAUCAUGCGGACAAAUCAGAUUGUACAAUACCCUAGUCAUGAACUACAACAACUUACACCGUAGUAAAAGAACACUGCUCUCUCAAGAGUUUUUAUGUGGAGGUCUUUAUUGGGUUUAAGCAAUUAAUCACAUGCAUUCAUGAAUGUUAAAUAUUAUAUAUAACUAAAUAUAAUGAAAGUGGUAGAGAAUCAAAAUGUUUAGUUAUUGUCUGGGACAACACUUUACCACAACCUAGUCGAAUUGGGAUAACUAGAAAACAGUAACAGUCCAUUUUAGAAAUGCCCUCUCGAAUAGAGAUUGCAGACCUUAAGCAGUACUAUUUUUAAAUGAACAAAGUUAGUAAAUAAGCAUUCCCAUUUAUAAUCCUUGGAAUUUACAAGGGUUUGCAUGAGAUCCC
Owenia fusiformis is the source of this 2544-nucleotide messenger RNA. Lineage: Eukaryota; Metazoa; Annelida; Polychaeta; Sabellida; Oweniidae. The record is from the annotation of a GenBank genome assembly.